Molecule: messenger RNA, 123 nt
Organism: Phytophthora nicotianae INRA-310
Lineage: Eukaryota; Oomycota; Peronosporomycetes; Peronosporales; Peronosporaceae
Exons: 1
Coding region: 1-123 (40 amino acids)
Source: RefSeq, a predicted model, not a curated record
AUGGGCGAAUCCGCAGACGAGGAUCCCAAACGAGCAGCGAGAUGGAUGCCGUUUAACGACAAUUUGGCGGCCGCGAAGAGCUUGGCGCAAUUGGACUGGACUCAAGUUAUAGACUUGCGUUAA